ACUGUAGCUGUACCUCCCACUGUAGCUGUACCUCCCUCUAUAGCUGUACCUCCCACUAUAGCUGUACCUCCCACUAUAGCCGUACCUCUCACUGUAGCUGUACCUCCCACUAUAGCUGUACCUCCCUCUAUAGCUGUACCUCCCACUAUAGCUGUACCUCCCACUAUAGCCGUACCUCCCACUAUAGCUGUACCUCCCACUAUAGCUGUACCUCCCACUAUAGCUGUACCUCCCACUGUAGCUGUACCUCACACUAUAGCUGUACCUCCCACUAUAGCUCUACCUCCUACUAUAGCUGUACCUCCCACUAUAGCUGUACCUCCCACUAAUGUUGUACCUCCUACUGUAGCUGUACCUCCCACUAUAGCUGUACCUCCCACUAUAGCUGUACCUCCCACUGUAGCUGUACCUCCCACUGUAGCUGUACCUCCCACUAUGGCUGUACCUCCCACUAUAGCUGUACCUCCCACUGUAGCUGUAGUUAUACCUCCCACUAUAGCUGUACCUCCCACUGUAGCUGUAGUUAUACGUCCCACUGUAGCUGUACCUCCCACUAUAGCUGUACCUCCCACUAUAGCUGUACCUCCCACUAUGGCUGUACCUCCCACUAUGGCUGUACCUCCCACUAUAGCUGUAACUCCCACUAUGGCUGUACCUCACACUAUAGCUGUACCUCCCACUAUGGCUGUACCUCCCACUAUAGCUGUACCUCCCACUAUAGCUGUACCUCCCACUAUAGCUGUACCUCCCACUAUAGCUGUACCUCCCUCUGUAGCUGUACCUCCCACUGUAGCUGUACCUCCCACUAUAGCUGUACCUCCCACUAUAGCUGUACCUUCCACUAUAGCUGUACCUGUACCUCCCACUAUAGCUGUACCUCCCACUAUAGCUGUACCUCCCACUAUAGCUGUACCUCCCACUAUAGCUGUAGCUGUACCUCCCACUAUAGCCAUACCUCCCACUAUAUCUUUACCUCCUACUAUAGCUGUACCUCCCACUGUAGCUGUACCUCCCACUGUAGCUGCACCUCCCACUGUAGCUGUACCUCCCACUGUAGCUGUACCUCCCACUAUAGCUGUACCUCUCACUGUAGCUGUACCUCCCACUGUAGCUAUACCUCCCACUAUAGCUGUACCUCCCACUAUAGCUGUACCUCCCACUAUACCUGUACCUCCCACUGUAGCUGUACCUCCCACUAUAGCUGUACCUCCCACUAUAGCUGUACCUCCCACUAUAGCUGGACCUCCCUCGGUAGCUGUACCUCCCACUGUACCUCCCACUGUAGCUGUACCUCCCACUAUAGCUGUACCUCCCACUGUAGCUGUACCUCCCACUAUAGCUGUACCUCCCACUGUAGCUGUACCUCCCACUAUAGCUGUACCUCCCACUAUAGCUGUACCUCCCACUAUACUUGUACCUCCCACUGUAGCUGUACCUCCCACUGUAGCUGUACCUCCCUCUAUAGCUGUACCUCCCACUAUAGCUGUACCUCCCACUAUAGCCGUACCUCCCACUGUAGCUGUACCUCCCACUAUAGCUGUACCUCCCUCUAUAGCUGUACCUCCCACUAUAGCUGUACCUCCCACUAUAGCCGUACCUCCCACUAUAGCUGUACCUCCCACUAUAGCUGUACCUCCCACUAUAGCUGUACCUCCCACUGUAGCUGUACCUCACACUAUAGCUGUACCUCCCACUAUAGCUCUACCUCCUACUAUAGCUGUACCUCCCACUAUAGCUGUACCUCCCACUAUAGCUGUA
Messenger RNA from Oncorhynchus gorbuscha (pink salmon), 1758 nucleotides. RefSeq names its product calphotin-like. The transcript is spliced from 2 exons. NCBI's taxonomy places the organism in Eukaryota, Metazoa, Chordata, Actinopteri, Salmoniformes, Salmonidae. The annotation marks the transcript as partial. The record is from RefSeq and is a predicted model, not a curated record.